Molecule: messenger RNA, 3104 nt
Organism: Dacryopinax primogenitus
Lineage: Eukaryota; Fungi; Basidiomycota; Dacrymycetes; Dacrymycetales; Dacrymycetaceae
Exons: 9
Coding region: 54-3104 (1016 amino acids)
Source: RefSeq, a predicted model, not a curated record
CCUCCUCCUCAAUCUGGAUAACACUUACUGCAAUUCUCCGGCUUCAACUGGCAAUGUGCGGCUCAUGGUCUCCGAGGCGUCACAGCCAGUGUGUUGCUCCGGGGGAGAGAAUGGGUGCAUAUGGCGGCACGCAAGGUGUACCUGCUCCCGAUCCUCUGGCUUCUCCUUCUCGGCUGGGAAGUGUCUUGUCGCGAUUUUCUCGCAAUCCGGCUCCUUCUGCACCUCGACGUCCGGCAUCUCCCCCUGCACUCAUUUCCGGUGCUCCAGCAACUCCUCUGCGUCUACAUUCCAGUCCAUACGUUCCACGUGGCGGUCGUCCGGCCGCAGCUGGGCCAGCCCCUAGGCCCAUGUCUUCCCGGAUGGCAAAUUCGGUUAACUCUGGCACGAAAAUAACCUCGGCCCAGCAUAUGGAGUGGAUUCUGACCGGAGGAAUCCUUGGCCGUGACACAUCCUGGACUCAGGCACCGUUGACGCAUUCCCCCGGAGUGGAGCAAGUUUUCCGUCCCCGUCCUGGCGAUCUCCGAGCAACUCCGGUUGCUAUGCGAAAACCGUUUGAGCAACCGGUCAUGUCGAGCAAGAAACGGUGGUUCCCGCCCAUCCCGGACGACGAUCUCAAGAUCAACGGGAACAUACCCAACCCAAAUCCGGGUGAAUUCUUCAUUGACGUUCCAGAGAUAGAGAAGGAGGGUAUAUACGCCUUACCUUACGUCCGGUUCAAGGAGCUGCAGAGCGAUCUGGAUGUCACCAUCCAGCGCCCCACGACAUACGGGAUGGUGGUCGGGUUUCCUUCGUUGUACCGAAGGGGUGGGCACCAGUAUGUUCCUGAUGACUGGAACUUCCCUACUUUCCCGGUUCAGCAGCGUCCCAUCGAGGCUCCCGACAACGAAACCGACCAUUGGGCCCAGUAUGACAUGCUGGACACCUCGACUCCGGUGAUGACGGGUUGCUGGCGAGACGGGAUGGAUGGCACUGGAAUGAAUGUCCACCAGUGGAAAUCGAUCUGGAAGCCGGAGAGCCGGAAGUACUCUUUUAUGAGGGAAUAUGCCCGGCAGAUGUUGGACUUUGUGACUUACUUGGACCGAGUCUUGAAUGCCAGAAUGACCAUGACGUUCCUCAUGCCCUGUCACGUUGGACCAACCAAACAACCUCCGGUCAUGUCAAUCAUCUCGCGUAUCGCCUGGGCAGAUGGGCCGCUAAUGGAGACCUUUCGCCGGAUUGAAGACAUUGUGAACACCCGGAUGGCCACUCGCAUACAUGAUCUCCUGACGAACCACACCCAAACCUUUCAAUGUCGAGACCCGGAAUAUGGCAUUACGGAGGAGCAAGCGACUUUCAUUGCAGAACCUCUCGACCUCGCUGAUCCGGUUACGUUGGAUGGGCCUCCCCGGUACUGGCUGUAUUCUGCCAUUCCGACGACAAAUCUCCCUGCCGUGCCAGAAAGGCUCACGGCGAUGGUCCGGCACUACUUCAGGACUUACGACCCGGCCCACCUGGACUGUGUGGAAGAAGCCAGUUUUGAGAUAAACCAGAUUUGGUGUUUCUGCCGUCCCUCUCACUGGCGGGGUUUUAUUGACGACAUUCUGUCCGGACGGGAGCCCACCAUUGAUCACUCUGGAGGUCACAUUCGACCAACAACCAACCGGACUGGUCUGACCAAUCUCAUGGCGAUCCUGUGUCUCAUGCAGGUCGAAGAAUGGGAAAGAACCGGACGUGUGACAGAGCCAUGGAUUCCAGAACAAUAUGAAGACAAUAGACCGGAGACUCGCCCUACAAACACCUGGCCUCCUCCUGCAUCCCAGUUCCAUCCUCAGUCCGGCGGGCACGAGCGUCGUGUCUCUCACGCCAGCAGCAGCCACGGUUCUGCCGGACAUGGUCAAGCUGCCGGACCCUCUCGCCCCACUGCCCAUGCUCCCCAGGCCCAAGCUCCGUCCUCCUAUCGUCCGGUCUCGCCAAAUGACAUGGUCCAGACCCCAGCCCGUCCCACCCGUCAACUGGGCACACAUGGUUGGCAGCGCUCCGGAGAAGGUGUCCCUUUCAGCCCCCCCCAUACUCCCCGGCGAAUCGAAGCCCGUCCUGGGAUUGACAACUCCGCCGGUGUCUCCUCAUGCAGCAUGCCAGACCAGCCUUCGACAUCCAUCUGGCCUGAUCGAGAACGCCGCAGGCAAGAAAACCGUAUCCGGCACAAACAUGUGAAGCGACGAGCUCGAGACCUGUCCGAUAUGCUGGACGCAAGCAUCUGGAAAGCUGCCCAGGAAGUGGGGAUUUUGUCUGCUGCCAUGUGUUCAGAGAUCUUGGGGCAUCAAAAUAUAGUGAGAUUCCGGAAACAAAGAGCGGUUAACCUCAAGAAUGUUGCCGUGCAUCUCAUGAGACAGGAGUUCUGGGAAAGAGGGCAACAUUUUGAUAUCCAGAAGGAUGCUGAUGCCUGGAAGUCUCGUCUGGAUGUUCUUCGAGCUGACCCCGGUGAGGAAGCAGUGGGGUGCCAACUACUGGAACAACACCGGAGUGUGCACACCAAUCAAGUCCGGAUUACCCGCAAGGCAAGGGAGGUGGACACGACACACACCACUCUUGCCAUCCAGAAUGAGGUCGAGGCUUUUUAUACAAGGACUGGAGGGCACAUUGUCGGUUUUGCAAUCCGAGGGGAUCGAAACGAUCAUGCUCUCCCCCAAUUCUUCGGCAAUACGGUGGGAGAGUCCUUCUUCCGGCAGGUCUUUUGGAAGCCGGUUCAGGAGGUGGCAGAGGACUUCGAUGUAUAUGCUAAUCUGGGGGUCCAAGGAACAAUCAUGGGAAAUAACACCGUGACAAUGCAGUAUGCCAGAUUCCGGUCCACGGUGGAAGAUGCAUUCCACGUAACUCUGGAGGGUUGGCCACUCCGGUCAUUCGUCAACCCCUCCUUGCUCGGGGUGGCAGACCUGAGGGUCCUUAAGGCUGCAUUGGCAGAGGGGAGAUGCCAUUUCCGGCGUCUCACCCUGGAGGAACUGGCCACCCGAUGCAUCAUGACGGGCUUUGCGUUUAGCCCGCUGUUCAGCGGCAUAUUGACGUUCAUACUCCAGCCGAGCGAGGCGGUGGUGAUGGAAGGGUUCAGGAAGGAGGUGGCCUGGUGA